Spinacia oleracea (spinach) is the source of this 683-nucleotide messenger RNA. RefSeq names its product protein SPIRAL1-like 5. Gene Ontology annotation, biological process: cortical microtubule organization. The transcript has 2 exons. Gene Ontology annotation, cellular component: cortical microtubule, transverse to long axis. NCBI's taxonomy places the organism in Eukaryota, Viridiplantae, Streptophyta, Magnoliopsida, Caryophyllales, Amaranthaceae. The record is from RefSeq and is a predicted model, not a curated record. Bases 100 to 402 code for a protein of 100 amino acids.
AGAAAAAGAACGAUCAACUUUCUAUAAAUAAUCAAAUUUACACUGCCCUAUCUUUUGCAUAUGAUAAACAACAUAAUAAUACAUUGUUGAAGAAAAGCCAUGAGUAGAGGUGGAAGUUAUGGCGGAGGGCAAAGCUCGUUGGGUUACUUGUUUGGGUCGAAAGAAGGGCAACCGGAAAACAACCCUCCUCCCUCUCCGUCAAAGAUCGUGAAUCCGCCUUAUGGUACCGACAUACAAGGAGAGAAGCCGUCUUCACAAAAGCUAGAUAACAACAAUUAUCAUAGAGCUCAAGGCCAAAACUCAGGAAACUUCAUCACUGAUCGGCCAUCGACCAAAGUGAAAUCUGUGCCAGGAGGAAGCUCAUCGCUUGGAUACUUGUUUGGAGAUAACUCAGAUAAGUGAUAUAUAUAUUACCCGGCCUGUAGAUCUAAAUAUAAAUAAGGGGGUUUUCGCUUGUAAGUCAUUUGUGUGCAAUUGUGCAAAGAUCGAGUAUUGUCUUUUAUUUUUAUUUAUUUAUGUUUAUUAAAAUUCAAUUUGGUGGCUUCUCAUUUGUGGAUCUACAUGCAACUGUAUUUAAUUAAGCGGCUGAUUCUAGUUAGGGUUUUACUGUGUGCAAUAAUUUGUAACUUUUCCAUUAUUGCGAAAGAUAUUUCUUAAUUAUAUAUGUGUAUGAGCUUUGUGUG